Molecule: messenger RNA, 4630 nt
Organism: Aethalodelphis obliquidens (Pacific white-sided dolphin)
Lineage: Eukaryota; Metazoa; Chordata; Mammalia; Artiodactyla; Delphinidae
Gene: SCFD2
Product: sec1 family domain containing 2
Exons: 10
Coding region: 114-2450 (778 amino acids)
Biological process (GO): vesicle-mediated transport
Source: RefSeq, a predicted model, not a curated record
CGUCUCACGUGUACUGUGUUGACUGUCAAUGUCUCCGGGAGCCCAAUUCCCGGAAGCUGUGAGCUCUGAGAGAAGUUCCUGCGCUCGGUGCCCUGAGUCUGCGAAUCCCCACCAUGAGCACCCCAGGCGUGCUGACCUUCACCCAGCAAGCCUGGGAGCAGGUCCUGGCCAAAGUGAAACGGGCCGUGGUCUACCUGGACGCCGCCUGCGCCGAGAGCCUGCACUGGGGCUGCGGGUCCUCACGGCUGCUGGAGGCGGUGGGGAACUCUGCGUGUUACCUGCGGGAGUUCGAGCCCGCCGCAGUUGGUGGCGGAGCCGAGCAGCCCAAAGCGGUGUUUGUGUUGAGUUGCCUGCUGAAAGGCCGGACCGUGGAGACCCUACGGGACAUCAUCUGCCGCAGUCACUUCCAGUAUUGUGUGGUGGUCACGGCUGUGAAUCACGCAGUCCACCUCACGGCUAAUCACGUGCCGGCGGCGGCGGCGGCUGAGCUGGAAGGGCAGCAGCCAGUGUUCGAGCAACUGGAGGAGAAGCUGUGUGAGUGGAUGGGCAACAUGAACUACACGGCUGAGGUGCUGCACGUCCCGUUGUUACUCGCAUGUGCUGCUCCCCACCUUGCCUUGACUCCAGCUUUUGCUUCCCUUUUCCCACUAUUACCCCAGGAUGUGCAUAUCCUCAACCGUGCCCGAUCGGACAAGAGGAGGCUGGGAAACCUGGCUGAGGUGGAUGCCACUACCCUAACCCCUGAACUGCUGCUGACGAUUAGGUGCCUGGUGUCCGGCCUCAGUUCCCUGUGUGAGCAUUUAGGGGUACGGGAGGAGUGUUUUGCUGUAGGUUCCCUCAGUCGGAUCAUCGGUGCAGAUCUGGCCAAUUUUGCUCCCGCCAAGAACAGGAGGAAGACCGCCACAGGCAGGGCAUCAGUGGUCUUUGUGGACAGAACUCUGGAUCUCACAGGGGCGGUUGGACAUCAUGGAGACAACUUGGUGGAGAAGAUCCUUUCAGUGCUUCCCCAGCUUCCGGGCCACACCAAUGAUGUGAUGGUUAACAUGGUGGAGCUCACUGCACUCCAGGCCGAGGAGGAGAAUCAGAAUAUGGUUGCACCCGGCUGUCUCGCACAAUCCAAUGACCCGGCAGCCAAAGCCCUGUGGGAAGCCUUAUUGAACACCAAGCACAAAGAGGCAGUGAUGGAAGUCCGGAGACAUCUAGUGGAAGCAGCAAGCAGAGAAAACCUGCCAAUCAAGAUGAGUAUGGGGAGAGUCACUCCGGGACAGCUCAUGUCGUAUAUUCAUCUCUUCAAGAACAACCUCAAAGCUCUAGGGAAUCACUGUGGGCUCCUACAGCUUGGACUGGCCACUGUUCAAACUCUGAAACACCCGCAGACUGCCAAGUGGGACAACUUUCUGGCUUUUGAAAGGCUCCUUCUCCAGAGCAUUGGGGAGUCGACAAUGUCUGUUGUGUUAAAUCAGCUGCUUCCCAUGAUUAAGCCUUCGAACCAGAGGACUAAUGAUGACUACAGCCCCGAAGAGCUGCUGGUCCUCCUGAUAUAUAUUUAUUCUGUCAGUGGAGAGUUCUCAGUGGACAAAGACCUGGGUGAAGGUGAAGAAAAAGUGAAGAAAGCGUUGGCUCAAGUCUUUUGUGAGGAGUCUGAAUUGUCACCUUUGCUGCAAAAAAUCACAGGCUGUGACUCUUCAAUUAACCUGACAUUUCACAAGUCCAGAAGUGCCGUGGAUGAACUCUUUACUUCGCUUCGGGAUAUUGCUGGAGCUCGGAAUCUCAUGAAACAGUUUAAGUCUGUAUAUGUUCCUGGAAAUCAUACCCACCAGGCAUCCUAUAAGCCGUUGUUGAAGCAGGUUGUGGAGGAAAUAUUUAAUCCCGAGAGGCCAGAUCCCGUUGACAUUGAACACAUGUCUUCAGGCCUCACUGAUCUCCUUAAAACUGGAUUUAGCAUGUUCAUGAAGGUGAGCCGGCCUCAUCCCAGCGACCACCCUCUUCUGAUUCUCUUCGUGGUGGGCGGGGUCACAGUCUCGGAAGCCAAAAUGAUCAAAGACCUUGUGCCAUCCCUGAAGCCAGGAACCCAGAGAGAGUGGCUCAGAGAACCUGGGGCUUCAGAAGCAGCCUUGCCUGCUGCUGUGUCACCGCUGCUGCCUCUAACUCCUGGGCCACACAGAAUCUACGAGCAGAUCAGCCUCUUCCCUCCUCCACAGGUCUUCCCCCAGGGCCACUCUUCUCCAAACCGAGUAUCUUCAGUUCUUCCAGCUUCCCCACCCCAGCCCGUGCCGUGGACCCGAGUGCCUCAGCUCCCGGGCAGCUCUCCUGGGCCACCAGGUCUCUCCCUCUCAUGCUCACUUACAACUGAGCGCCCUUGCCAUGGGCUGAUCAGUGCAGAGGCCCUGGGGCCCCCUCCUCCUCCUACCACGGCCCCUCCCUGCUGCUGGGCCUUUAUUGAAUACUAGAAACCGUACUUGCAUUAUUGAAGCAUAAGAUAAAAGCAGCUUUUCUGUAGACUACGCCAACCUGUUACUGAUUCUGGGAUUAUGGACAGCUAAAACCACUCUGUCUUUUGUAUCAAUUGCUAUGAUCCAUACCUACUGUAUAUCAACAUGGGUGCUUUUUGGACCCAGGUGCAGGAACUUAAGUCUUAAACUGGAUUAGUCAAUUAUCCAGUAAACAUUUAUUGAGCAUCUACUCUGUGCCAAGCACUGUUCUUUGUGCUGAGGAUAGAGCGGUGACCAAGCCAGACUCGUUCCUGCUUUCAUGGAACUUACAUUCUAAUAGUAAGUGAUUGACUGACAUUAAACACAGAAGCUCCAGCUAGACAUGAGUGUUCCGGGAACAUAGGCAGGUGCUGUGAUGGGAAUACCUGGGGGCUUGGAGGCAAGAGGUUCCUUCAUACGGCACCGGCUUCCCCUGGAGCAGAAGGCUGGUGAGCUGAGAUUUGCAAGGCAUCCGGGGAUCUGCUCUUCAAAGGAAACUGCUGAUAGAAGUCACUUAAGGCACAUCCAGAAAUGAAUUCUCUUUUACAAAAGAUGGUAAGGAUAGCAUGAAACAGUGGAAUCCAGAAACCGCAUUAGCAGCUGCUAGUCCUAGAGGAUGGUUGCUAUACUCUAAAAUGGGGUGUUUUCUCCGCUCUCCAUCUGUGGUGCUUGGUAAACGUGCUGAGAGAAAGUGGGCAGCUGGAGAAGGCCCUCCUUCCUGACUACAAAAAAAAAAAGGAUCAAAGAGGCAACCUCUCAACCCCACUGCAAACAGCCACAGCCAUGAGCAGGAGAGUUCGCGGGCUUGCCCUGGUCUGGGGUGCGUGUGCUCAGCACCAACCUCUCUCAUUCCAGACAGCUCUGCAGGCUGAACCCCGUAGCUGGGUCGUGGCCAAGAGGCCAGCAGAAGCCUGCGAUUGUGGGAGGAAAAUAACAGGGAGGGACCCCUCCGUAAAAUACAGGGAAAGGCCAGCUCAGGAAACAGAGGAAGGCCGAGUGACCAAGCCGACCCUGCCAUCACGCUCUUCAUGGGCUGGUACACGUUGCCCAGCCACACUCUCAUGUGCAUCUCCAUUUCUGGAGCUGAACAUUUAGUGAGAAUGUAGGAGGAAAAAAAAAUUAGACCCGGAAAUAUGCUCAUACGCGUACAAUUUUGCACAACUGUGGAGGUUCAAGGAUACCUAAAUCCUGGAUGUAUACCAUAGCUCCAGGUUAUUCUAAAAUUUGAAGCCCCAAAGAGAAGAGUCAAGCCACUUCCUUUUCUUUUCUUGGUCUACAUUUAAUUUGUUCUGAAGUUUCUUACUCUAAGGAAAACGUCAGUGAGAUUCAAAAUUUUUAUGUUUACCUGAGUUAGCUUAGGCCCUUAUCAUUUGAACUAUUAGACGGCAUUACAUAUGUUCAUAUUGUUCCUCUUAAUAUUACCCUUCAUUCCUACGCACUUCAUGUGUCUUUGAUACUUGCAGCAAUCCACGUAACAACGCUGAAGUCAUUUACAAUGGAAGGUUUUUGUUCUUGUUGUUUUCCCUCAAGAGACUUCUUUUUGAACAACCAUCAUGAGGGACAAAAGCGAAGAGGCAUCUGAAAUCUCAUCAGGUUCCUCAGGAGAGCCUAAGCACAGCACACUCACCCCUCAGGCAAUGAGAAGGCAGUGAGUUUUCCAGAAAGCUCGUCAUGUCUGUUUAAUUAAUCCACUGCCCCACUGUUUUAACGAUACAAACAUUUUAUGUUUAACACACGUGUGUACGUGCGUGUAUACAUGCAGCACCUGUGCUAAUGGGGGUGAGUGGUGCCUUGAAUCUGACAUGUGCUCCAAAACCAGUUCAUCAGCUGGAUGAAUAUGCGUGUUGGUACCUGUGUGUAUUAGUCGCUUUUACUGGGAAGCAUCUCCCAAGGUCAAAAGAAAAAUAGAGAAAAACUAUUUUUUACCCCCCUCUCCUUUCACUUCACAAUGUUAGAAACCAGAGGGAUAUGGAGUCUAAAUCCUGGGUUGCCGGCUUCCCCCUGUUCAGCAGAAAUGGAACAGGAAGAUGCUGGCACACACAAGUUACGGCCCGGAGAAGCAGAAGGUGGAGAGAAAGCUAGCAGGCUGGGUCACUCUUGCAGGAGCCAGGGUGGGCUGAGGACAAAGACAAGAUGCCCCUCCUUCAGCUGGAGUAGAG